UAAGGCGGGAGGUUGUCCCUCCGAGGUCCGGAUCGCUUGCCAGCCGCGUCUCGGUAUGACCAGUGACUUCCGGCAGCGGGAGUCGGGCACCGAGCUGCUCGCUCGACUCAAAGGGAGAAGUUCUGUGAAGCAUCUUGAGCCACGGCUUUUUACCGAUGAAGGGUUGCUGAACCAUGGAAAUACAGUUGAGUUCCAUGGCCCAGAAGGAACAGGGAAGACAGAAAUGCUCUAUCACCUGGUGGCAUCCUGCAUCCUUCCAGAAUCAACCGGUGGGCUCCAAGUUGAGGUGGUCUUCAUUGACACAGAGUGUCAUUUUGACAUGCUUCGCCUGGUCACCAUUUUGGAGCACCACUUGGCACAGAGUACGGCGGAGUCAGUUAAACAGUGCCUGGGCCGCCUGUUCCUCGUCCACUGCAACAGCAGCACCCAACUCCUGCUACUCUUCCACGCUCUGGAAAGCAUGGUUUGCAGCCACCCGGCUCUCUGCCUGCUGAUUGUGGACAGUAUGUCUGCCUUCUACUGGAUUGACAGACAGAACGGUGGCGAGAGCAUCAGCCAGCAGGAAGCCAACCUGGCCCGCUGUGUUGAGUGCCUGGAGAAGCUGCUGAAUGAGUACCAGCUAGUAUUAAUUGCAACCACACAGGCCCUCAUGCGCGGGCAGGGUCCUGAGGCAUCCAGGACAGAUGGAGCUACUGCAGCCUGGCAGCCACCAGCUGCAGAGUUUAAACCCUAUCUGUGUAAAUCGUGGCAAAAACUGGUCAGGCAUAGGUUUAUUUUCUCAAAAAACACCACGGUAGACGACAGGCAAGAGUUUGCCGCUGUUUCUCUUCAGCCAAGAAGCAACAUUGUCAGCAGAUGCUCCUUUAUUAUUACAGAUGGUGGGGUACAUUUUCUUUAACCCAUCAGUAUUACUUUCUUAAACAAAAACCACUGGAGAUCCUUGUGAGUGUACACAUGAGGAAGUGCCCUCCUUUAGCUUAGUAGUACACAAAACGCUGGAGGAACUCAGCAGGUCAGGCAGCAUAUAUGGAAAAGAGCAAAAAGUCAAUGUUUUGGGACACUUCCCUUCAUCAGGACUAGGCCCAAAAUGUUGGUUGUUUAUUCAUUUCCAGAGAUGCUGCCUGACCUGCUGAGUUCCACCAGCAUAAUGCGUGUGUGUUACUCUGGAUUUCCAGCAUCUGCAGGGUCUCUUGUAUUUACUCUUUUGGCCUGCUCUGGUUAACUGAAGUUAUUGACUUCUGGUGGGCUAAAUCAGAUUAACUCUUUAACUGUGACUUAACCCUAAAUCAGAGAUUAACCCUAAAUGAAGGAGAUUUAGUCGCCUUUAUGCACAGGUGUUUUAAGGUUUCAUUGCAAAUUCUCCAGCUGACUUUGGCCUGAUCUGCAGGAGAAGGGGCCAAGCCAAGCACCUUAUUCAAAGCUCCUUUUCUAGAUAUACAGUGUAACCUCUUUGUAUAUCUAGGCAAGUCCAGGACAUGUCCUUAACGUAGAUUCCAAGCAUGUGGGUUAAAGCAGAGUACCAGAAAUACUUGAGUACUUUUUUUAUAAACAAAUUGAAUGCCUUAAAUGAGAUUUAAAGAAUUCUGUGUGAAUAAUUAAACAGAAAUUAGGUCCUACAUUUAUUUAUUUUCUUCUUCAGGAAGUUUUGUAGGCAGAGCUUCAUUUAAUAAAAAUAUUCAGCUACAAAUGUGAUCUGUCCUUUUCUAUUAUUGGAACUGGGUUCUUCAUUCCUGUUUCAUUUCUGAUUGAAAGUAAGAAACAAAUGGUUUAUUGGGUGCAAAUUGAAUUCCAUGUAAAAUGCUACCAAAUGUCUGCAGGGUGUUGCACUUCAAUGGCCCAUUCGAGCUAUGUUGCUAUUUUAAUGCUAUGGAAGAGUGGGUCAGAAAAAGAAAAGAAAGAUGGUAGAAAUGACACCCCCUAAUUUUUAUUGUGCAUCUAGGAAUGAAUAGAGAAUGCUUUAUGUUGGAAGUGUGUAUUUUGACAUUAUUUUUAUAUUGCACUCAUUAUUUUGAAGUUUAAGCUAAUUAAAACUCUUUCAAGAAACAUAGAGCUCAGGAUAGGCCACUCCAUCCUUUCUAUUUGUAUUAACUUUGAAGGUCCCUUCUGAUUCUCGCACUCUUUCCCAUUGCUCCUGUCAUAUUUUAAAAUGUGUUUUGGGUGUACACAAACUCUUAGGACUGUGGGGUUGAAAAUGAUAGAUGAUGGAAUGUUUGAGUGAUCUUUAGAGGUAGCACAAAAUCAUAUUUAUAAGCUGUCUGUUAGUAAAUCCAGUAUGAAACUUAGACAAACUUCUCCAUCCAGGAUACUGAGCAAAUGCAAAGCACUACCACAAGGAGUAAUUAACCCAAGUUAUAUUGGAGAAGCUGCAGGAGCAGGAAGGACAAAGACAUACAAUUUGGGAGAUAAAUCAUGUGAACUAUGUGCUGCUCUAAGUGUUGCACAGGAGUGUUGCUGCCAGUGUUGGGGCAAUGUGAAUUUGAGUAUAAAUUUCAGGCAAGAGCAAGGUAGUUGGACAGCCACAGAGAAGGAUUGGCACCAGAUGGCUAUGAAAACAACAUCUGAAAUAAAAGCAGGAAAUAUGGAACGAUUUGGGUUUGGAAGUAUCUGUAAAAAGAAACAGUUGACCCAAGAGUGUAGUGAAGAGUUAGAGCAGAGUUAUCUUUUUACCUUCAAUAAAAGCACUUGGCCCAGCGCUGAACUGGCUCUGUGCUGUAGCCUGCAGUCAUGGGGCAGCUGAACCAGCUACAACGCUGAACUGGCAACUUCGGGGACUCUGACGUUCAUGUUCUCUGUGCUAUUUGUUUACUUUUUAAUUGUUUGCACAAUUUCUUCUUUCUGUUUGCACAUUGUUUGACGGUCUUUUUUGUGUUUUUUUUGUGCGGAUUUUAUUGUGUUUUUUUUUUGUGGCUGCCUGAAAGAAGAUGAAUCUCAAGGUUGUAUAUGGUAUAUGUACUUUGAUAGUAAAUGUACUUUAAACUUUGAAGCUAUCACAUUAAUGAACUUAGAGUUUUACAUGUUAUGCUUGGGCAAUUUAAAUGGUGGCCCAGGCCCAGAUAGACUGCAAGUGUGAGUGUUGGGUACAGAGCGGAGGUUUGGGCUGAUUUCACUCACUUUCCAGUUAAUGUUUAUUCCUUUCUCUGCAGUGCUAAGGCUGUGAACUGAUCCAGCUGCUGUGUGUUUCUGCCCCGCUGGGGUGAUGAACUAGGGACUGAGGCUUGGGCCUCCUCCAACCCCUCUAGGAGCAGAUCUGGGUCUGGUUCGGGAUGCUGUUGGCUUGCCUCUGUUGUUUGCAUGAUGUGUGUUUUUUUUUCUCUCUCUCUCUAUGCAGUGGUUUUUGGUCUUUUUAAAAAUUGGGUUAUUUGGGUUUCUUGCUUUGUGGCUGUCUCUAAGCAGAUAAUGUGUACAUUCUUUCAUAAUAAAUUGCUUAGAAUUAGAAGGUGAUGGAAGGGAAGAAGUACAAGUUAGCAGGUGAUGAGUGAAGCCAGUAGAGGGGAUAGGUAGGUGGCUGGGGGACCUCCAUCAGUCCUAAUGGAAGGUUUCAGCCCAAAACAUCACUUCCUCCAUAAAUGCUGUCUGACUUGCUGAGUUCCUCCAGCAUUGUGUGUGCGUUGAUCCAGAUUUCCAGCAACUGCAGCCUCUUAUGUCUCCUUUCUAAUGAGAGUGCUAGAUUCAAUUAUGCGUGUCCUGUAUGUUCUGGUCUAUAUCAUCACAAUGUCGUCUCACAGUUUUCAAAGAUCCAAAGUUAUUCUUGUACUUAGAUGGGUGGCUGAUUCUUCUCAAUGCCUUAUUCAUAGAGUCAUACAGCACAGAAAUGGCCCCUUUGCCCCAACCUGGGUACCACAGACCCCUUGCUUAAUGGUGUUGGUCUAUGGCAUAAAAACGGUUGGGAACGAACCCCGGCUCUAAAACAUUCCUGUCCACGUAGCUUUUAAAUGUUAUUGAUGUACCUGCCUCAACCACUUUGUGUGGCAACUUAUUGUAUGUAUACAAACCCCACACUCACCAUUGGACGUCUGGAAUGUACCUGGCUUCCCGACAGUGAAGCAGCGUCCCUACCACAUGUGCUCUUGUGCUGCUCAAUAGUAAAUUUAAUGAUAACAUUGUGUUUUAUGGGGGUUAAGUUCAGAGAUACGAGACUACAGAUGCUGGAAUCUGGAGCAACACAAAGCGCUGAAGAAACUUUGCAGGUCAGCAUCUACAGAGGGAAAUGGACAGUCGACAUUUUGACUGAGAAGGUUCCUGAUUAAGCGUCUCGACCCGAAAAGUCAACUGUCCAUUUACCUCCAUUAGAUGUUGCCUAACCUGCUGAGUUCCCCCAGCAUUCAGUGUAUGGCUUAAAUUCAGAGACAUAAGCUGAUUGGGCUGAGGAGUCUGUUUCAGCUUCAGUGCUCGUAUACUGUUAGCAAGAUAUAUUAAAGUUUGCAUUUUUUUUGGAUUAUGGAAUUGAAAUAUUCACUAACUGCUGCGUACAGGCGCAUGUAUUUUGCACAAAGAGCACAGAACACAAUGAAGUGGUUGAGCCCUUGGGUAUUGGCAAUUGACACCAGCUUAACCAAUUUCCCCCGGGAUCAAUAAAG
This is a messenger RNA of Mobula hypostoma (lesser devil ray), 4577 nucleotides long. RefSeq names its product X-ray repair complementing defective repair in Chinese hamster cells 2 (gene xrcc2). Gene Ontology annotation, cellular component: centrosome; Rad51B-Rad51C-Rad51D-XRCC2 complex; replication fork. Gene Ontology annotation, molecular function: ATP binding; four-way junction DNA binding; ATP-dependent DNA damage sensor activity. Lineage: Eukaryota; Metazoa; Chordata; Chondrichthyes; Myliobatiformes; Myliobatidae. The record is from RefSeq and is a predicted model, not a curated record. Gene Ontology annotation, biological process: DNA strand invasion; double-strand break repair via homologous recombination. Bases 56 to 898 code for a protein of 280 amino acids. The transcript has 3 exons.